AUGUCAUUCAACAUAUCAUCGAUUCGACAAAGUGGACAUCACAUAAUUCUAGUCUCUUUGAUUUUGGAAAAUUUAAUGAAGUUGGAGAAGAUUUGUCAUGGUCGCCUCACACCAGGAUCUUUUAAUAAAUUAGAAAUUUUACAAGUGAGAAAUUGUUGGAGAUUAACGCAUCUCUUCUCGUUAUCUACCGCCAAGUGUCUUUUGCAACUACAGGAAAUGGAAGUGAGAGAUUGUCCUAAAAUGGAAGCUAUUGUUAUUGAUGAAAGUGAAAACAGUAACGAAGUACUUGAAUUCAAUUGCUUGCGCUCCUUGAAUUUGCGAAAUCUUCCAAAUCUUAGAAGUUUUCACACCAAAAUAAAGGCAUCACCGAAAAUUGAGGAAUUUCUCUCAGAACGGGAGAAUGAUACUCACUUAUCACUUUUCAGCAGAACGGUUUCUUUCCCCAACUUGGAGCACCUUGAAUUGCAUUCAAUUAGUUGUGAAAAGAUAUGGCACAACCAACUUUCUGCAACUUCUUCAAAAUUAGAGAGACUGUCUGUGAUUGGUUGCAACGAGUUGAAGCAUUUAUUUACAACUUCAAUUGUUAAAAGACUCUUGCAGCUCAAAACACUUCAAAUUUUCUCUUGUACUUCUAUGGAAGAGAUAAUACUAACAGAGGAAUUUAUAGAAGAGGAAGAUAAGAGGAUGAAUCACAUACUCUUCCCUAUAUUGGAUUGCCUGACACUUCUGUAUCUUCCAAAGUUGAUUAGAUUCUGCACUGGAUAUCAAAUUGAAUUUCAAUCUCUUAGAGACUUGAACAUAAGAAUGUGCGAUGCAUUGAUGUGCUUGGUCCCCAGUGUCCCUCAUACAGGCAUGAUGGAAAAACAAGAUGACACAGAAAUGAAUCAGAGUCAGAAUCAGAAUCAAAAUCAGAAUGCUGAAAUUCAAUCUCUCUUCAAUAGAAUGGUUGGUUUUCCUAACUUGGAGAGAUUGAGUCUGAUAGGCAUAAAUGAGUUGAAAAGGAUAUGGCACAGCCCACUAGCAACAAAUUCCUUCUUUAAACUGAAGUCAUUGAAUGUUUCUGAUUGCCACAGAUUGAUGACUGUUUUUCCAUCAAAUGUCUUAGAAAGAUUUCGAAGAAUGGAGGAGUUGGAUGUGAGCAAUUGUGCUUCAUUGCAAGAGAUAUAUCAACUUGAAGGGUUCAAUGUUGAUGAAGCAUUUGAGUUGAGAAGAUUAAAUAUAGGUGGACUGGGAUCGUUGAAGCAUGUAUGGAGGAAGGAUCCACAAGGAGUUUUCAGUUUUCAAAAUUUGAAAUCAGUUAGAGUUUUAUAUUGCGAUGUUCUAAACUAUCUAUUUUCAGCCUCCAUUGCCGAGAGUUUUUUGCAGCUUGAAGAGCUUACAAUAAUCGAGUGUGGGGUUGAGGAUAUUAUAGCAAAUCCUGAAGAUGUGGAACAAGCUGCUUAUUAUCGUUUUAAAUUUCCUCAACUAACAUCCCUUCAACUUACAGAUCUAUCAAAAUUAAGGAGUUGGUAUCCAGGGACACACAUUUUUGAAUGUCAGAAAUUGACAAGUUUGAAUGUUCGUAAUUGUCACAAAAUAAUAAAAUUCAGUUCCCAAGAAAUAGACGAAGAGAGCAGACAACCAAUACUUUUUUUGGAAAAGAUGAGUCCCAACUUGGAGGAAUUGACUUUAGAGCACAAGGACUUGAUUGUGGUACAGCAAGGACAAUUCUUUUCUAAACUCAAAAUGCUUACUUUGACCAACUUACAGAACAAAUCUCGCCCUUUCAUAAUUGGUUUCCUUGAAAGAUUAUAUUCUGUGGAAACAAUUUUGGUAGAAGAUUAUAAUUCUUCAGAAGUGUUAGAAGAGUUGUUCUCAUAUGAAGGACUUGCCGGAGAAGAAGAAGAACAUGCCAGGACACUUGCACGAGUGAAAAUUUUGAAGCUACAGAGCGUUUAUAAUUUAAAGCAUAUAUGGGACCCAGACUUCGGACUGAAACCACUUCUUCAGUAUCUCGAGACUUUGAGUGUAUAUGGUUGUGAUAGUUUGAUCAACGUAGCACCAUCCUCAUCAUCUUUCCAAAAUCUAGCAACUCUUGAAGUGAGUUACUGUGCAGGAUUGGCAAACUUGAUAACAGCGUCCACAGCCAAGUCCAUGGUGCAACUCACCAAAAUGACAGUACGAAGGUGCAAAAUGAUGACAGAAAUAGUGACCAGUGAUGGAGAUGAUCAUACAGAGGAUGAGAUUAUUAAUUUCGACAAACUGAAAUGUUUGGAACUUGAUGGUCUGCCUGGUCUCAUCAGCUUUUGCUCCGGCAAUAACGCCUUCAAUUUUCCAGCUUUAGAAAAUGUUACCGUCAAGGGAUGCUCCCGGAUGAAGAUUUUCGCUUUCGGAUAUCUAAAUACACCAAAGCUACGAGGAAUACUCCUGGGAGAUCAACGGCGUUGGGGGGGAAACCUUAAUGCAACACUAGCAUAAAUGACAUUUUACCAAUAUUUUAAAGCAUCUGAAUUUCCUGAGCUCUGGCAUGAUAGGAUGCAAGGAAGACUCUUACGCAAUGUAGAAAGGCUUGAGGUGGAUAAAUGUGCAAUGUAUAACAAAAGAAAGGGGCUUUGGAAGGGGUAUCUGCUGAUGAUGGGCUACUUCCACGACUAAAGAAAUUGCAAUUAACAA
Manihot esculenta (cassava) is the source of this 2652-nucleotide messenger RNA. RefSeq lists its product as uncharacterized. Lineage: Eukaryota; Viridiplantae; Streptophyta; Magnoliopsida; Malpighiales; Euphorbiaceae. The record is from RefSeq and is a predicted model, not a curated record. The transcript is spliced from 5 exons. Bases 1 to 2457 code for a protein of 818 amino acids.